Molecule: messenger RNA, 216 nt
Organism: Staurois parvus
Lineage: Eukaryota; Metazoa; Chordata; Amphibia; Anura; Ranidae
Source: the annotation of a GenBank genome assembly
UUACACACAUCAGAGAUCUCACACAGGGGAAGAAGCCGUUUUUCCUGUCCUGAGUGCGGUAAAUGUUUUUCAAAUAAGCCCCAUCUUCACACACAUCAGAGAUCUCACACAGGGGAGAAGCCGUAUUCCUGUUCUGAGUGUGGGAAAUGUUUUUCAUGGAAGUGCAAUCUUUCCAGACAUCAGAGAUCUCACAUGGGGGAGAAGCCACUUUCCUGA